Pseudonaja textilis is the source of this 5398-nucleotide messenger RNA. RefSeq names its product EGF-like photoreceptor maintenance factor (gene EYS). The record is from RefSeq and is a predicted model, not a curated record. NCBI's taxonomy places the organism in Eukaryota, Metazoa, Chordata, Lepidosauria, Squamata, Elapidae. Gene Ontology annotation, molecular function: calcium ion binding.
AUGGCCUGCCUACGGCUACACGAUCCUCAGGUGGCAUGGGCGCAGAAUGCCAUUUUGUUUCCGAGUUUCCAGUGCAUGGACUAUUUACGACACACCUGUGCUGGCCAGGACAUCGCUGCCCCUGCCGACUCCAUACCUCCUAAACUGUCCAAUUUCUCAGAUGUAUUUAGUGAGAAGGAGGUGGCUCGGUUACCCCCGCAUCGACCCUAUGACUGUCCACUGGACCUUCUGCCCGAUGGCCCACUACCUGAGGGAUGCCUGUAUUCCAUGUCUGAGCCCGAAUUGGCCACCCUUCGUGAUUUUUUGGAAAAGAAUUUGGCCCGGGGGUUUAUCCGGCCAUCGUUGUCCUCUCUUUCUGCUCCCAUUCGUUUUGUUAAAAAGAAGAUGGAAGACUUGUGCUUGUGCUGCGAUUACCACCAGUUGAACGCCAUUACGGUGCAGAAUAGUUACCCUUUGCCGCUCAUUCCAGAUGGUCACAAUCGGAGAGCAGAUGCCCUGUCCCAUAAACCUGAGUACCUUUGCCCUGAGGACCCCCUUCCUCUGCGGACAAUGCUGCCAGCGGAAUCUUUGGCUGUUGUCCAGGAACCAGUGGAUUUGCGGACUCGGAUUUACGAUGGUACUCGUGGUGGUCGACAUGUUAACCAAGAUGGCCCACUUUAUCCCCUGUCGAAAAUUACCGUCGGCUCGUACUACUGCCUGGUUGUUUUUGCAGCAUGUGUUCCAUCUUCAUGGUCUGCCGGACAAGGUAGUUUUGGAUUGUGGUGUCCAAUUUACCGCUCAAUUUUGGAAGAGCCUGAUGGCCGUGUUACAGGUGCAGAGGACUAUAAAAGGUUUGCGGAUUGCUCUCGUCGGGCAGUGCCCCCGCUGGCUGUGGGAGACCAUGUGUGGUUCUCCACGAAACAUCUAUGGGUCGACUCUCCGAUCAAGAAGUUGGACCAUCGAUUUAUUGGUCCCUUCCCUAUCGAGGCGGUCAUCAAUCCAGUUGCUUAUCAGCUCACCCUGCCGCACUCCAUGCACAUUCAUCCUGUCUUCCACUGUUCCCUUCUGGUUCCUGAUGCCCCUUCAUGUGCUCUCCAUUCUCCUGCUACUACGGUUCCUCCACCUGUACCCGACAAUGAUCCUGCUGUUGACAACAUGGUGGUCAGCAUUCGGGAUUCUUGCUGGCUGAAAGGAUGGUUUCAAUAUUGCAUUGAAAGGCUGGGGGAUGGACCGGAGGCUUUUUCCUCGGUGGAUGCUUCCACAUUCCACGCCCCGGACCUUAUCCGGAGAUUCCAUGAACAGUUCCCAUUGAAACCACCAAAGAAUGCAGCGGCUCUUUUGGAUCCCAGCCCUGAUUCACUCAAGGCAGUUUUGACAUCAACUGUUCUCCCAGCUUUAUUCUCAGUCUGCCAAGAAAGCUUGUGCCGUAAUGGAGGAAGUUGCCACCAGAUUAAUCUUUCUGAUGGCAUGGCCUCAUUUCGGUGUGACUGCGCUCUUCAUUUCACUGGGCGUUUCUGUGAAAAAGAUACAACGUUAUUCUUCCCAUCAUUCAGCGGAAACUCCUAUUUAGAACUACCUUCACUAUCAUCCCUGUCGGAGGAUAGAUUUGCAUCAGGGAAAGAACGGAACAAAGUGACAAUUUACUUGACUGUGAAGACCACUGCUUUAAAUGGCACUCUCCUUUAUGCUCGUGAUGAAUUCGCAGAAGAACAUUUCCUUCAUCUUUACCUUGUGAAUGGGAAGCCAACUGCUCGAUUUGGCUGUGGCCCUUCUCCAAACAUUUUGACAGUGAGUGCCAAUCACUCCAUUAACAGGGAUGCCCUUGUACCAAUAACACUAAGCUAUAUGUUGUCUUCGGGCAAUCCUGAAGGUUACUGUCUGAUUGAAAUGGCUGCAAAUGAAACAUCUUCUGUCCAUCAGAGGACGUCUCUGCCAGCGCAAAGGACUCAGGUUAGCUUUGGGCCAAUAUUCCUUGGAAAUGUCCCUUCUCAUCGCACAAACAUUCAUCCAAAUUCUGGAAAGAUUUAUGGCUUCAGGGGCUGCAUCAGGGAAUUGCAAGUCAACACCCAAGAACUCUCCAUUAUAGAGGAAGCAUUGGAAGGGCAGAACAUUGACAACUGUAAUGUUCCGGUUUGUAACUAUCAUCCAUGCCGCAAUGGUGGUACAUGCAUUAGUGACACAGAGAACUGGUUCUGUGAAUGUCCUCCUCGCUAUUCUGGAAAAUUAUGUCAGCUUUCAAACUGUGAGCAAAAUCCAUGUGGGAAUGGAGCAACUUGUUUUCCUAAAUCUAACCAGGAUGUUGUGUGCCUCUGUCCAUAUGGAAGAACUGGAAUUCUUUGUAAUGAUGUCAUGAAUAUAACCUAUCCUAGCUUCAGUGGGACAGAUGCUUUUGGCUAUACCUCAUUCCUAGCAUAUUCAGCAAUUCCAAACAUCAGCCUGUGCUAUGAAUUCCAUCUGAAAUUUCAGCUGGCAAAUCACAACUCAUCACUACAAGACAAUCUCCUCUUUUUCACUGGUCAGAAAGGCCAAGGUCUUACUGGGGAUGAUUUCCUAGUGCUGGGUCUGCGAAACGGUAGCUUGGUAUACAGUUACAACCUGGGAUCUGGAAUCGCAACUAUUACUAGCGAGCCACUUGAUCUGACACGUCGCAUUCAUACAGUCAGGCUUGGCAGAUUUCUUAGAAGCGGCUGGAUAAAGGUGGACAGUCAAAAAAACAAAACUAUUACAUCACCAGGAAAGUUGACGGGACUCAAUGUUUUUAGUCAGUUUUAUGUAGGAGGUUACAUUGAAUAUAUUCCAGAAUUCUUACCCAAAGGAUCCAAUUUUAAGAAUGGCUUUCAAGGUUGCAUUUUUGACCUCCGAGUCCAUGCUGGAAAGGAUCAGGAGUUUAAAGCACCAGGAAUUCCAGAAGGCCAUCCUAACACUGGUCGUAAUGUAGGACAAUGUGAAGUGUCUCCGUGCCAACUGAUUACAUGCAGAAAUGGGGGGACAUGCAUGGAAAGCGGCUCUGCGCUAUACUGUCAUUGCUCUUCUGGUUGGACAGGGGCUUUCUGCACAGAAAAAAUUUCAGUGUGUGAUCCUGAGCACAAGCCCCACCAUCGGUGCAAGCGUGGUUCCACCUGCGUCCCUGUGCCUGAUGGAUACAGCUGCCACUGUGCUUUGGGAACCACCGGCACACAUUGUGAACAAGCCUUAACCAUAAGUGAUGCGUCAUUCAGCAACCGCAAGUCUUCCUGGAUGUCAUUUGAGCCCUUCAACAUUCGACACAAGGUUCAUAUCCAGAUGCAAUUCCAGACCUUUUCAGGGAACGGCAUUCUCUUUUACACUGCUCAGCAUCUGAGCUCCCGAUCAGGUGACUUCCUAAGUAUCACUUUGGCAAAUGGAUAUAUACAACUACGUUACAGCCUUGGGGACAGAACAGUUGUUUUACAGACAUUCCAACCUGUCCAUAGCACAAAUAAGACCUGGCUUUUAAUUAAAGCAGGAAGAGUUGGCAACGAAGGCUACUUGGAUCUUGAUGGAAUCAAUGUAACUCAGAAAGCUACCAAUGGCAUGACUUCCUUAGAUACACAAACUGAUUUCUAUGUAGGAGGACUACCUUCCUUAAACCUGGUUAAUCCCAGGGCAAUUAAGAAUGUGCCCACUGGCUUCACUGGCUGCAUUAGGGAGGUCUUUGUCAAUGGCAAAGAAUUAAAACUCACUGAGAAAGGAGCAAAAAGUGGUUCCAAUAUAGGAGACUGCGAUGGAACACCCUGUGGCUAUAGAGUAUGUAAAAACAAUGGGAAAUGCAAAGUUAUAGAGUCUAAUUUCUCUUGCUUGUGCCCCAAGCAAUGGAUGGGGAAGACAUGUGAGCAGUCUAUUUAUUGUUCACAUAGUAAGUGUCUCCAUGGCAGCAUUUGUAUACCCAACCCUGUUUUAUUUUCAUAUACAUGUGCCUGUAAACUUGGCUGGACAGGCCUGUGGUGUGAAAAACAACUCUCAUUUUUGAUUGCCAAGUUCACAGGCAAUUCAUACAUCAAGUACACCGAUACCAAUUAUGAAGAGAGAGAUCUCAGAUUUACUAGGAUCUCUUUCAAUUUUACCACCAGUCAAAUGGAUGGUUUGCUUGUUUGGUUAGGAAAGGCUGAAGAUGAAGAUAAUGACUUCCUUGGAGUAGGAUUUGAAAAUGGAAUGCUAAAAGUUGUAGUUAACUUAGGAGAAAGAAUUGCCAUCCCUCUUAUUCACCAAAGAAAGAUGUUGUGCUGCAAAAAAUGGUAUUUUGUUAACAUUGUGCAAAACUGGACUCUCAUUGAAGUGUAUCUUGAUGAGGAACUUGUUAUUUUUGAAGAUCUUGAUCCACAGAAAAAAUAUACUGUUCUAAACUAUGGGGGCAUUUGCUAUUUUGGAGGGUUUGGACUUGAUAAGAGAGUAAGUGACAUCACCUCAGGACUAUUUAAGCAACAACUAAUUGGUAAAAUAAAGGAUGUUGCCCUUUUUCAGGAUUCAAAAAAAAUAAAUCUAACUAAGGGACAAGGGUAUAAUAUAUAUAGCGGAGAUAAGGAGUAACCAAGAGAGACAAGGCUGUAUUAUUUAAAUUUGUAAUAGUAGCUUACUCUGGUACUCUGGGCAGGCAUAAUUAUACUGUAGAUGGUCCAUAAUAGAACACUUGUAAUCUACAGCCUAUUGCUUGUCUGAUUUAUUUUAUACGAAGUAUUAAAUUCAACAGUUGCUUUCAUGGAUUGCUUCUGUGUUCCUUGAUUGCCCAAUUAAUUCUUCCAAUCAUGCAGUCUGACUUGAAGGUCAUUUAUUUACCUUAAUCCUAAUUUGAUUUUGAUUCUUCGUGUUUCCUUUAUGCUUAACAAUUGCUGACUUUGUCUUUUAUGUACUCUUCAUGAUUCAUUCUUAAUAUUCCUCACCACCUUGACCAGAAUCACCCACCUGCAUUUAAUUGUGAAACCUCUCAAAUCAAUGUCUUUUGACUCUUUUCUGUUUCAGUUCCACUUCCUUCUAUUCUUUCCUAUCCUCAGCUAUCUACAUGAUUUUAAUAUUUCCUUCUCAUCAAAUUGAACUGCAAAAAUUUUAAUGUCCAAGAAACUUAAUAUUUAGACUUAUUAUUCAGAGUUCAAGUCAACCAGAGUCAUGGUUGUUCCUAUGACAAAUCCACAAGAUAGGAGUGGCUAUUCAAAAAUAAAAUUAAUUUUUCUUAUACGUAUUACAUUUUUCUUAUUUCAACCUAUCGCAUUACACAUUGUCAUUAAAAAUGUAUCAGCUAAUAGUAGAGAAUGGAUCACAUAGUUUGUUACUGCAAGUACAGGUAAUACUUAUGACCACACUUAACCCCCAAAUUUCUGUUGCUAAGGGAGACAGUUGUAAGUUUUGCCCCAUUUUAUGACCUUUCUUGCCAGUUAUUAAGUGAAUCACUGCAGUUAAGUUAGCAACA